AUGGGUGCGCGGAGCCUGAGCGUUGAGGGGCGUUGGUUCCUCGUGCUGGGCCAGGGCAGCUGCUCCCGCCCCGGUGGGGGGUGGUGGAGGCCCGGGAACAUCACCCUCCCGGCUGGCUCUCGGGCGUGCUUCACCUGCAGAAAGCCCCAGGAUGGUGUGGACCCAGGUCAGAUGAGGACUCCGGGCAGCGGCGUGGUGGCACUGGGACGUGGUCCGCAGACAAGCCCUUGA
Messenger RNA from Knipowitschia caucasica, 231 nucleotides. The record is from the annotation of a GenBank genome assembly. NCBI's taxonomy places the organism in Eukaryota, Metazoa, Chordata, Actinopteri, Gobiiformes, Gobiidae.